UACAUUGUAAGACUUUUGCCUGGGAAAACUGAAUACUAAAUACGCUCUGUGUGACAGGGUUUGUUUUUCUCUGGUGGAGUUUGUUUCAACAAGGCUAAUUAAAAUGUCUAGCGUUCCGGCUGUCCGUAUAAGUAUUGAGUCGGCCAAUGAAAAGCAAAUUCAAGAAGUGUCUUUAGAUGGAUUGGAAACGUAUAUGCAGCCUUUGACUAUGUCCCAAAAUCUUGCCCGGUUGGCUCAGCGCAUCGACUUCAGUCAGGGGUCUGAUUCUGAGGCAGAGGGUGAAAGCGAGGGACGGGACCUUGAAUGGGGGAAGCAGGAAAAAGAUGAAGAAGAAGGCUUAGUGAAGUUUCAGCCUUCCCUCUGGCCAUGGGAUUCUGUGAGAAACACUGUAAGAAGUGCAUUGACUGAGAUGUGUGUGCUCUAUGAUGUACUAUGUGUUGUUAAGGAGAAGAAGUACAUGACUUUGGACCCUGUAGUACAGGAACAGCCUCCUUCAAAGCAGAACUAUCAAGUUUUUCAGUUAUUGUCCAAAAAGAAAUCAUUGGGAGCAGCUUCUCAGAUUAUUUUAAAGGGAGCUGAAAGACUUUCUAAAUCGGUAGCUGAAAACCAAGAAAAUAAACGGCAGAGGGAUUUCAAUUCUGAACUUCUGAGACUGAGGCAACACUGGAAACUGAGGAAAGUGGGGGAUAAGAUCGUGGGUGACCUGAGCUACAGGAGUGCUGGAUCCAUGUUUCCACAUCAUGGUACGUUUGAGGUGGUAAAGAAUACAGACAUUGAUCUAGAUAAGAAGGUUCCAGAAGAUUAUUGCCCUUUAGAUGUCACAAUUCCUAGUGAUCUUGAAGGAUCAGCUUACAUAAAGGUUUCUAUUCAGAAGCAGGAUUCUGAUAUUGGGGAUCUUGGUACUGUCAGUCUUUUUAAGAGGCCUGUUCCAAAGUCAAAACCAGGUGCACGGCAUUGGCAGACCAAGCUGGAAGCGGCCCAGAAUGUCCUGUUGUGUAAGGAGAUAUUUGCUCAGCUUUCAUGUGAAGCUGUACAAAUAAAGUCUCAAAUUCCUCACAUUGUUGUUAAGAAUCAAAUUAUCUGUCAACUUUUUCCUGGACUACAGCUGUCCGUAUCAUUGUGCCACUCUUCUAAUGAUAAGAAAUCUCAAAAAACAACUCCUGAGAAGCAACGACCAGAAGAUCACUUAUACGUUUUGGAGCACAGUUUGCAUCAGAUGAUGAGAGAGGUCCACAAGCAGACUCUGAGCUCAACUUUGAUGCCACACCCAGCUGCAGCCCCUUUUGGGCAUAAGAGAUUGAGAUUAUCAGGGCCACAGGCUUAUGAUAAAACAGAGAUAACAUCCUUCCAGCAAAAUGACAGACUUCUUGAGAAAAUCAUCAAACAAGCCAAGCACAUCUUUCUGAGAAACAGAACUGCUCGUACCAUUGAUAGCCUGGCCAGUCGUAUUGAAGACCCACAGAUACAAGCUCAUUGGUCAAACAUCAAUGACGUUUAUGAAUCUAGUGUGAAAGUAUUGAUAACAUCUCAGGGAUAUGAGCAAAUUUGCAAGUCCAUUCAACUGCAGCUGAAUAUUGGGGUAGAACAUAUCAGAGUUGUACACCGAGAUGGCAGAGUUAUUGUACUUUCACAUCAGGAACAGGAACUACAGGAUUUCCUUCUUUCACAGAUGUCUCAGCACCAGAUACAUGCAGUACAGCAGUUGGCAAAGGUGAUGGGAUGGCAUGUACUGAGCUUUGGUAAUCACAUGGGCCUCGGCCCAGUUGAAAGCAUCGGAAAUGCUUCUGCAAUAACUGUAGCAUCACCUAAUGGAGAGUAUGAAAUUGCAGUGCGAAAUGGACCAGAGAGUGGCAGUAAAGUUAUGGUACAGUUUCCGAGAAGUCAUUGUAAAGAUGUUAUAAAAAGUGAUGUUAUCCAGGACAGCAAAUGGGUGCACCUGCGUGGGCCUUAUAAAGAAGUACAGUGGAACAAAAUGGAAGGCCGUAACUUUGUAUACAAAAUGGAACUGCUAAUGGCAGCACUUACUCCUUGUCCAUGACUUCAGCAUAAUCAGACAGGACAUUGACAGUGAAAAAUAUUCUAUUUAUUUAAAAUGCUUAUUACUGAACAAGCAGUUUUAAGCACUUUGCUUUAUAAUUUCCCACCUACGCAACCACAGAUAUGCAUUGGUAUCUUCUUCCUUUUUGAAAAAUUAUGUAUUUUUUUAUUUUAUUUUAUGUACAAACUUUAAAUGUGACAUGAUUCUUAAAUGCUGUAGUACAAAAUAUCUUGCUGUGCAAGAGCAUUUGCUGAAAAUGUGAGGUGCAUUGUUAAUGGCAGUUCUGUUGUGAACUAUAUAUAUGCAAGGGGCCACAAGUACAAUGAUACACAGGUUGUAAUUGUUGAGGUCUGUAUAUACUUAAGCUAAAAUAAUUGAGUUUUUUUUACAUGCACAUUUUCAUAACUGAAUAAAAUAAUAUUGAUAGUUUGUUUUCAGCUUGUAAA
This is a messenger RNA of Protopterus annectens (West African lungfish), 2484 nucleotides long. RefSeq names its product mediator complex subunit 17 (gene MED17). The record is from RefSeq and is a predicted model, not a curated record. Bases 104 to 2038 code for a protein of 644 amino acids. The transcript has 12 exons. NCBI's taxonomy places the organism in Eukaryota, Metazoa, Chordata, Ceratodontiformes, Protopteridae. Gene Ontology annotation, biological process: regulation of transcription by RNA polymerase II. Gene Ontology annotation, cellular component: core mediator complex; mediator complex. Gene Ontology annotation, molecular function: transcription coregulator activity.